Phacochoerus africanus (Common warthog) is the source of this 2547-nucleotide messenger RNA. It is a transcript of the gene BRD9, whose product is annotated as bromodomain containing 9. Gene Ontology annotation, biological process: regulation of transcription by RNA polymerase II. The coding region runs from base 98 to 1948 and encodes 616 amino acids. The record is from RefSeq and is a predicted model, not a curated record. NCBI's taxonomy places the organism in Eukaryota, Metazoa, Chordata, Mammalia, Artiodactyla, Suidae. Gene Ontology annotation, cellular component: nucleus. The transcript has 16 exons.
CUUCCGGCGCGGUCGCGCGAGCUCCAGGCGCCGGGCGGGCAGCGAGCGGGGGUUGCGGGCGGCGGCCGGGCUGGUUGCUGCCCUCGGCGCCGCCGCCAUGGGCAAGAAGCACAAGAAGCACAAGGCCGAGUGGCGCUCGUCGUACGAAGACUAUGCCGACAAGCCCUUGGAAAAACCCCUGAAGCUGGUCCUCAAGGUGGGGGGAAGUGAAGUGACCGAGCUCUCCGGGUCUGGCCACGACUCCAGUUACUACGACGACAGGUCAGACCACGAGCGGGAGCGGCACAGAGAGAAGAAGAAGAAGAAGAAGAAGAAGUCAGAGAAAGAGAAGCACCUCGAUGAUGAAGAAAGGAGGAAGCGAAAGGAGGAGAAGAAGCGCAAGCGGGAGAAGGAGCACUGUGACACGGAGGGGGAGGCCGAUGACUUUGACCCCGGGAAGAAGGUGGAGGUGGAGCCGCCCCCCGACCGGCCCGUCCGAGCGUGCCGGACGCAGCCAGCUGAAAGCGAGAGCACGCCUAUUCAGCAGCUCCUCGAGCAUUUUCUCCGGCAGCUGCAGAGAAAAGAUCCUCACGGCUUUUUUGCUUUUCCUGUCACGGACGCCAUUGCCCCUGGAUACUCGAUGAUAAUAAAACACCCGAUGGACUUUGGGACGAUGAAGGAGAAAAUCGCGGCUAACGAGUACAAGUCGGUCACGGAAUUUAAGGCAGAUUUCAAACUGAUGUGUGACAACGCAAUGACGUACAACAGGCCGGACACCGUGUACUACAAGUUAGCGAAGAAGAUCCUUCACGCGGGCUUUAAGAUGAUGAGCAAAGAGCGGCUGCUGGCUUUGAAGCGCAGCGUGUCGUUCAUGCAGGACAUGGAUUUCUCUCAGCAGGCCGCGCUCCUGGGCAACGAAGACACAGCUGUUCAGGAGCCCGUCCCCGAAGUCGCGCCUGUGCAAGUAGAAACUGCCCGGAGGUCCAAAAGGCCGAGUAGAGAAGCCAUCAGCUGCAUGUUUGAGCCGGAAGGCAACGCCUGCAGCCUGACAGACAGCACCGCGGAAGAGCACGUGCUGGCCUUGGUGGAGCACGCGGCCGACGAGGCCCGGGACAGGAUCAACCGGCUCGUCCCCGGGGGCAAGAUGGGCUACCUGAAGAAGGGCGGCGACGGCAGCCUGCUCUACAGCGUGGUCAACGCCGCCGAGCCGGACGCCGACGAGGAGGAGACGCACCCGGUGGACCUGAGCUCACUGUCCAGCAAGCUGCUCCCAGGCUUCACCACACUGGGCUUCAGGGAGGAACGGAGGAGCAGAGUCACCUUCCUGUCCAGCGCCAGCACCGCGCUUGCCCUGCACAGCAACUCCGUGUUGGGCGACCUGAAGUCGGAUGAAGCGGAGCUGCUCUACGCAGCCUACGGAGACGAGACGGGUGUGCAGUGCGCCCUGAGCCUGCAGGAGUUUGUGAAGGAUGCUGGGAGCUACAGCAAGAAAAUGGUGGACGACCUCCUGGACCAGAUCACCGGCGGAGACCACUCGCGGAUGCUCUUCCAGCUGAGGCAGAGGAGGAACGUCCCGGCGAAGCCUCCGGACGAGGCCAAGGCCGGGGACCCUCUCGGGGAUGGCGGCUCCGCCCUGGACUUCAUGGCCAUGAAGUCCUAUUCAGACGUCUCUCUGGACAUCUCCGUGCUCGGCUGUCUGGGGAAAGUGAAGAAGGAGCUGGACCAUGACGACGGCCCCUUGAGCCUGGACGAGACCACGAAGCUCCUCCAGGACCUGCACGAGGCGCAGGCAGAGCGCGGGGGCUCCCGGCCGUCGUCCAACCUCAGCUCCCUGUCCAACGCCUCGGACAGGGACCAGCAUCACCUGGGGAGCCCGUCCCACCUCAGCGUCGGGGAGCAGGCCGAGGGGACCCACGACCCGUACGAGUUUCUGCAGUCUCCCGAGCCUGCGGCCGCCACGAAGAGCUAAACUUGUUGAUAGUCUCACGGUUUUAUUUGCAUGUAGAGGUCGCGUCCUGAGACAGAGACUUUGCCUCUGUCUCCUCGGCCUGAGGGAGCCGCGGGGAGACGGGGAGGGGCUCUGGGAUCGUGUCGUCAUCGCGGCUCCAGCGUUUCUGUCGAUGGUCUCGCGGCCCCUGUGGCGGAAUCACGUAUAAAAGGCUGUGACAGACAGAUGCCCCGAAGCCGGUGUGAUCUGUCCCUAAGCUUGAGUCGGUGUCCUUCCCUGUGGCUGUGUGGACACGUCCUCCGAGUGGCCGCGGAAGCAGCCCUGGGGGGGACUGUGCUCUGUGGGGGUCCUGCCUGGUCCUUGCCCCCCGCCCCCCCCGCCACAUCCCAUUUCUGAGGCGGGUCAGGGCAGAGCCACGCGGGAGCCAGGCUUGCACCCUCCCGGCCCGGGACAGGCAGGGGGCUCUGAGCCGUGUGCUCUGGGAGGGGUGCGUGCCGUGAGGCUGGCCUUCCUGCGGGCACAGCGCAGUGUUAAGUGACUCUUUGUUCCAGAUGUGUUUACUGGAUGUGUGUUUGUACGAUGCCAGUGCAGCUCUUAAUAAAAAGAUACGCACAGCGCAA